Molecule: messenger RNA, 1419 nt
Organism: Helobdella robusta
Lineage: Eukaryota; Metazoa; Annelida; Clitellata; Rhynchobdellida; Glossiphoniidae
Exons: 7
Coding region: 1-1419 (472 amino acids)
Source: RefSeq, a predicted model, not a curated record
AUGGCCCCGGUUUUACACCAGUGCCCUGUUUGCUCCAAUCACUACAAGAUCACACCAGACGGGAAACUUUGCCGUCAUGGUGGAAGGGAAGGCCAGGAAUGCUCGGGUUCGUGGAAAAGGGUGGAUGCACCACAGGUUGUGACCGGUCCGCCUCACGUAGCCGCAUCUAGCGAUAGUCUCAUAAUGGGUGCGUCCGUAUCAGUUUCGGAGAUUCCUACCAGUUUGGAUUACCCUCUUUUUUUUGACAGGAUGACGGCUGUUUUGAAACGCGUACCACUACACGAUCACAUUCCAAAACCAUGUAGAGAAAAAUGUAGCAAUGCACUGCACGAGUUACUGACGGCCGUUUGUUGUGAUUCCGGUGAUCCCGCUCACCGGUGCAGACUUUUUUUGUUUUUUCCAUACGUCCUUCAAAAACCUGCCAGAGGGGGACGCCGGGUCAACCAAGGCAACCAGAUUAACAAGCGCCUGUCCGAAUACUCCACGAUUGAGGUUAAGUCCCUGCUCUCGGGUUUUGAAAACCACAUCAAUGCAAAUCCACGCGGCCACAACCCUGACCGGUGGAUAAAUGCGGUGUCUUUUUGCAUAGAGCAGGGAAACGUUUCAGCAGCCGUGCUCAAGGUCAUAAAGUCUUUUGGAAAUGGCUCGUCCGGAGGUCUCGACGAACUUAAGUUCGCCCUCGACCGAGUGUCUCAUCUUUCCGUCCACGAUGCCCUGACUAUUGUCCGAAGCGCCGAACCAUCUGGCAUUUUAGUGCAACAUGGCAAGCGACCAGACGGUUGUACUCAUACUCCCUGGAGAGCCGGUAAAUGUUUAGCUUGGGAUGUUACGGUUCCUGGUACCUUGGCCGAGCGCUACGUUCACCUUAGCAGCAAAGAGUGUGGUUUGGCUGCAAUCAGGGCAUCGGACGAAAAAAUUGAAAAAUAUGAACACGCCCUGCCUUCCAUAGAUUUUUUGCCAAUAUGUAUCGAGGUCCUUGGACCCAUGGACCCCAAUACUUCAAAAUUUAUUAAAACAUUGUGUAAAAUGAUUGGUGUUCGGUCAGCCCUGAAGUCAUUUAGGAAUGGUUCGUCUGGAGGCCUUGACUGCCUAAGGCCCCAGCACAUUAAAGAUUUAAUUUCAGGCCCACUGCCCAUUGACGAGUUUGUAAGCUCCCUAACACAGUUUAUAAACAUAAUUUUAUCUGGCGCGUGCCCAUCCGCCGCCAGCCGUUUCUUUUUCGGGGAGCUGAAAUUCGCCCUCGACCGAGUGUCUCAUCUUCCGGUCCACGACGCGCUGACCAUCGUCCGCAACGCCCUUAGUUUGCCUAGAUUGAUGUAUUUCCUUCGUACAUCCUUCUCGGUUGAUGCAUCCAUUUUGGGCGGAUUCGAUGGCGCCCUGAGAGAAAACAUGAACGCAGAAAUAGAAGACGCCACUUAA